AUGCAAGGUGCAAACUCAAAUUUCAAGCGCUUACUUGCUUUCUUCCUGCUCGUCAGCGCUGCAAGUGCUGACAGCUACACGGGGCCAUACUCUGAUGGUGGCUCGUGGGUCAAGGGGUACAAUGCAGCAAAAGCCCUGGUCAACCUCACGACUGGAUUCGAUGGCUUGUGCGCUGGAGUUACUGGCGAGAUCGCCCGACUCGGGAUACCGUCCCUCUGUCUCCAAGACGGCCCAGUCGGUGUCCGUCCUGUCCGCCGAGUUUCACAGUUCCCGCCAGGGAUCACAACCGCCGCGACAUGGAAUCGAGACUUGAUUGCCGCACGAGGGACGGCCCUUGCUCGCGAAUUUCACGACAAGGGAGUCAACAUCUGGCUCGGACCUGUCACCGGUGGGCCCAUGGGACGCAGUCCAUUCAACGGACGGCUUUGGGAAGGUUUCGGUCCUGAUCCGUACCUGCAUGGCGUGGCUUCCUUCUUGACUGUGAAGUAUGCCCAAGCGGAAGGUGUGGUCACCUGUUCCAAGCAUUACAUCGGAUACGAGCAGGUAAAGAUCUCCCUGCGCCUGAAUGUCCAGAUUUUCAAGAUCGGUUUGCAGGAAACGUAUCGGAAUCCCUGGGGCUUGCCAGAGCCUUAUGAUGUCUUCCCUGUUAACACACAAGACCCGAUUUCCUCUAACUUUGACGACAAGACGGCCCACGAACUGUACAUUUGGCCGUUUGCGGAGGCGGUUCGCGCCGGCUCAGGAACUGUCAUGUGCUCUUACAACGAAGUGAACUCGACACACGCGUGUGCCAACGAUGUCGCCCUCAACAAGUGGCUCAAAGGAGAGCUCAGCUUCCAGGGAUCCGUGGUGUCGGACUGGGGCGGAACUUGGGACACGAAGACCUCGUCAUUAUUCGGGCUUGACAUGACGAUGCCGGGAUCUGCCUAUGGCGGCCACCUCGGCAACUUUUACGGCGACGAACUGACCGCAUUGGUGCAGAACGGGACCGUUCCGGAAAAGCGCUUGGAUGACAUGGCUUUACGAACACUAGCUCCCAUUCUGGAGCAUCAGAACCUGAACACAUAUCCUCGUCCAACCUUCAACCAGUUUGAUCAAACAGUUCCCACCAACAAUGUUCGCCGAGACCACUACAAGAUCAUCCGGCAGGUUGCGCAGGAGGCGAUCACGCUCGUCAAAAACAAUCGCACCGGCGGGCUCGGACUGCCGCUUCCAGCUCCCGCAGACAUGGCCUCACUGGCUGUGAUUGGACAGGACGCUGGCCCAGCUCCGUUUGGAAUGACCUCUUGUGGGGAUUUGGGCAAUGCCUGUCUAUCCGGGGGCAAUAACGGUACACUGACCAUGGGUGGGGGCAGUGGCUUCGCUUAUCCGCCAUACACGAUCGACCCUUUGGCAGCCAUCAACGCGUAUGUCACUGCUGAAGGCCCCGACAUCAACCAGCACCUGGAAAACCACGACUUGGCGGCGGCAGCAUUGCAAGCCAGUGUUUCGGAAGUUGCGAUUGUUUUCCUGAGCGCCUUCUCUUCGGAGGGCUUUGACCGCGCCAACCUGACCACAUAUCCCAAUGGGGACUCUCUCGUGCAAGCGAUUGCGGCCGUCAACAAGAACACAAUAGUGGUCUUGCAUGUCCCGGGCGCGGUGAUCGUGGAGGACUGGAUCGAUCAUCCCAAUGUUACUGCUGUUCUCAUCGCGCAUCUUCCUGGUCAAGAAAGCGGCAACAGCCUCGUGCCUGUGCUCUGGGGUGAGACAUCGCCAUCGGGAAAGCUUCCAUACACAUUUGCCAAGGAUGUUUCUGACUGGCCCCUGAAUGGGAUCAUGUCCGAUGCUGUUCUCAAACCCCAGGUCAACUUCACAGAGAAAUUGCUUGUUGAUUACAGGUGGUUCGACGCAAAGAACAUCACACCCCGCUUUGAGUUCGGCUUUGGGCUGAGCUACACGACUUUCUCCUUUGGCCAGCUCAGCCUCAAUGAGACCUUCAAAGCUGACAACACAUCCAUUCAACCAACCGCGGAGCAGUUUGUUGCACUCCCAGGUGAUUCCGGCAAAAGCAUGUACGAUGUACUGUACACCGCUACUGUAUCUGUGAAAAACACCGGUAAAGCCGCGGGCGCCGAAGUGGCCCAGCUUUAUGUUUCGUUCCCAUCAACUGAGAAUCAGCCUCCGCGCGUGCUGCGUGGGUUCGACAAAAUGAGCCUGAAACCCGGGCAACAGGGCACAGCGACAUUCGAACUGACGAGGAAAGAUCUCUCAGUGUGGGACGUGAGCGAGCAGAAAUGGAGAGUUCCCAAGGGCUCGUUCACGAUUUCUGUCGGUGCCUCCAGUCGCGAUCUGCGCUCGGAGCUUGUUCAAGACUUUGCAUGAUGAAAUUUAGUAUUUACAACAAGAGUAGACCUGUUCAGCAGAAAAAAAAAUUGAUUUGUUUUCUGUAAGUUUCCUGGUUGU
This is a messenger RNA of Mycena citricolor, 2442 nucleotides long. NCBI's taxonomy places the organism in Eukaryota, Fungi, Basidiomycota, Agaricomycetes, Agaricales, Mycenaceae. The record is from the annotation of a GenBank genome assembly.